AUGAAUGAAACUUCAUUGAUAUUUUUUCUUCAUCACAGAGAACCGCCUAAAGAGCAAUCUGGAACAUUGGGUUGGUGGAAAGUCAAAUUGAGAACGGUCCUUUACAUUCAUCUGGUCUUCACAAUGAUCCUUCUAAUUCUCAAAGUUGUCGCCACUAUUUGGUCAAGCUCCAUGUCCAUUCGUUCUUUAGUGGGUGACAGUGCCGUCGAUUUGAUUAAUCUUAGCUUACUUUUGGGAGCAUCUUUUAUAGCUAAACGAAACAAGAAUAAGUAUCCUUUAGGUCGGGAAAAUAUUGAGACAUUGGCUAUUUUGACGAUGGCUGUUAUCAUGACAGGCAUGCUAGGCGGAGUCAUCAUCCAAGCAGGGCUUCGAUUAUGGGCAAAAUAUCAAUACUUUUUUUCCCAUGGAGAGGUACCCGAAAAGGCAAAUAUCACUGUAGCAAGUGCUUCAAUUGUGGGAGCAUUGAUUCUGAUUAAGUUGAUUCUUCUUGUGGUAUGUGUAUUCAAUAAAAGUGCACACUCAAAAGCAUUGAAGAAAGAUCAUCAAAGUGAUAUUCUCAUGAAUCUGGGUGCUUUAGGUUUUGGUUAUCUUGGUUCAUUUGGUACUCAUGGGAACUGGACAGAAAAAUUGAUAAUCAUCGAUGAUAUCGGUGCCAUAUGUCUUGCUUCAUACGGUAUCUAUGCUUGGCUUCCACAAAUUCAAGAAAAUGUACGCCGGGCUUGCCAUCGUAUUGUUGAAGAUGAUGAUGUCAAGGCCGAAAUACGAGGAAUAGCUGACGGAAUUUUAAAACGAAUUACAGCUGAAAAUGAAGAGGUUUACCUGGGAGACACUAUUGUAUGUCAUGGUGGUGCUGAUAAACUUAUUAUUAUGCAAAUGAUUACCUUGCCUGAUAGUAUAGAGCAUCAACGCGUUAAAGAGAUUUUUAGCCAACUAAAAAUCGCACUCAUCAAAAAUGAAAAUACCGGACACGUUUUCGUACAUUGGGAAUUGUAA
Molecule: messenger RNA, 993 nt
Organism: Rotaria socialis
Lineage: Eukaryota; Metazoa; Rotifera; Eurotatoria; Philodinida; Philodinidae
Source: the annotation of a GenBank genome assembly